This is a messenger RNA of Zingiber officinale, 1734 nucleotides long. Its product is annotated as endoglucanase 23-like. Gene Ontology annotation, biological process: carbohydrate metabolic process. The record is from RefSeq and is a predicted model, not a curated record. The transcript has 5 exons. The coding region runs from base 75 to 1559 and encodes 494 amino acids. NCBI's taxonomy places the organism in Eukaryota, Viridiplantae, Streptophyta, Magnoliopsida, Zingiberales, Zingiberaceae. Gene Ontology annotation, molecular function: hydrolase activity, hydrolyzing O-glycosyl compounds.
CCAAUAUGCCUCAUUUACCACUUCAUUAAGCGGGUUAAGCACACUUGCUCCUCCCAAUCCAGUAGCUUGUAGUGAUGAGACUAAUAUUUGUUCUUCUACUACUGCUUGGCAUCAGGAUGUGCGCAAUGGCGAGUCGCCAUGACUACCGCAACGCAUUGGCCAAGUCCAUUCUGUUCUUCGAGGGGCAGAGGUCGGGGAAGCUGCCUGCGGGCCAGCGAGCCAAAUGGCGCGGCGAUUCGGCGCUGAGCGACGGCGCUGAGGCCGGCGUCGACCUCGCCGGAGGGUACUAUGACGCCGGGGACAACGUCAAGUUCGGCUUCCCCAUGGCCUUCACCGCCACCAUGCUGUCUUGGAGCGUCAUCGAGUUCGGCGAGCUGAUGCCAGCCGCCGAGCUGCGCCACGCGGCAGCCGCCAUCCGCUGGGCCACGGAUUACCUGCUCAAGACCCUCUCGCUCCCCGGCGUCAUCUUCGUUCAGGUGGGGAACCCGAUAAGCGAUCAUAGCUGCUGGGAGCGACCGGAGGACAUGGACACGGCGAGAACGGUGUACAACGUGACCGCCGACCGGCCGGGGUCGGAGGUGGCGGGUGAGACGGCGGCCGCGCUUGCGGCGGCUUCGAUGGUGUUCCGGGAUAUUGAUCCGGGGUACUCGGACAAGCUUAUGGAGAACGCGAGGAGGGCGUUCGAGUUCGCCGACGCCUACAAGGGCGCCUACAGCGACGACCCAGGGCUCAAGGCCGGAGUUUGCCCCUUCUACUGCGACUUCGACGGCUACCAGGAUGAGCUACUCUGGGGAGCUGCGUGGCUAAGAAGAGCCUCACAAGAUGAUUCUUUCCUCAAUUACAUCCAAAACAAUGGAAAAAUUCUCGGAGCAGAUGACAACAUCAAUGAGUUUGGAUGGGACAACAAGCAUGCCGGUCUCAAUGUCCUCGUCUCCAAGGAGUUCAUGGAAGGUGGAGUGCUGUCGUUGGAGUCCUACAAGGGUUUCGCAGACAGCUUCAUGUGCACACUGAUACCUGAAUCGGCGUCGUCACACAUUCAGUACACACCUGGCGGCCUCAUCUACAAACCUGGGGGCAGCAACAUGCAGCAUGUCACUUCCAUCUCCUUCCUCCUCCUGACUUACGCCAACUACCUCUCCAAGUCCUCGCAGACUGUGAAUUGUGGCAGCGUCCAGGUUGCUCCAGCCUCCCUUCAGCUCCAAGCCAAGAGGCAGAUUGAUUAUCUACUUGGUGAUAAUCCGAUGAACAUGUCGUACAUGGUUGGAUAUGGUGGCAAAUAUCCAAAAAGAAUUCACCACAGGGGCUCUUCGUUGCCAUCGGUCUCCGCCCACCCUCAGCUCAUUUCAUGCAAGGAUGGCUCGGACUACUACAAGUCGCCGGAGCCUAAUGUCAACCGCCACAUCGGAGCGGUCGUCGGAGGGCCAGGGGAGGAUGAUGUUUACGAAGACAAUCGAGUGGAUUUUCGCAAAUCCGAGCCUACGACCUACAUCAAUGCACCAUUAGUUGGAGCUCUGGCUUACUUUGUGGCAAACCCUGAUGCUGGCCUUGUUCUUACUUAGGCUGGCUGAUGUGCAGGUCUCCAGUGGAGUCCCGUGUGUAAAGCAUGAAAAAGGAUCUGAAAAGGAAGAAAGAAAUUAAAAAGAGCAGAAAAUCAUAUGUUUUGUUAAUUACAGAGUGAGGAUUGUUUACAGAGUUCAAAAUUUUCUUGAAAGGAAUGUUUUGCUUGUUUUGAUA